AUGUUACAUCUCCAAGGAAAGACAUCGUUCAAGUUCAACAACACUACUCACAAGUCUCUCUUCAUUCCUUACACCAAACAAUUCGGAUACAAUUACAGUCUUCUCUCUUCAUUAUGCAACCCAAAGAACAUGGUUCUAGACUCCAAAGGCUACACGAAACUCAUUCAAAAAUCCGCGAACUCAGGCUCCCCUGUUCUGGGCAAGCUCGCACACACACACAUGAUCAAGUCCUCUUUCAAACCCUGCCUCUACUUACUCAACAACCUCCUCAACAUGUACUGCAAAACCCGAGAAUUAGGUCACGCACGCAAGGUGUUCGAUAGAAUGCCUGAACGAAACAUCAUCACUUUCAACUCCUUGAUUUCCGGGUACAGCCAAAUGGGCUUUCGCGAACAGUCAAUGAAACUGUUUCUAGAAGCUAGAGAUUCCAAUUUGAAGCUUGAUAAGUUCACUUACGCUGGUGCGUUGGGGUUUUGUGGAGAAAAGUGUGAUCUUGGGUUAGGGAAGUUGUUACAUGCGUUGGUUCUUGUAAACGGUUUGGUUAAGGAAGUUUUUGUUGUUAAUGUUUUGAUUAACAUGUAUUGUAAGUGUGGGGAGGUUGAUCAAGCAAUGUCCUUGUUUGAUCGAACCGAUGAGAAGGAUAAAGAGACAUGGAACUCUUUGAUCUCUGGAUUGGUUCGUGUGGCUGCGGUGGAGGAAACGCUUAGUAUGUUGGCUAAGAUGCAUAGAGAGGGUAUGAAGUUGACUACUUAUGUUUUGGGAAGUGUGUUAAAAGCUUGUUGUAUAAACCUGAAGAAAGAAAAUGGUAUGGUUAUACACUGUUAUGUUGCUAAGUUAGGGAUGGAGUUUGAUCUAGUUGUUGGUACUGCGUUACUUGACAUGUACGCGAAAAACGGGAGUUUGAAAGAAUCUAUAAAGCUUUUUAGUUUGAUGCCAGUGAAGAAUGUGGUUGCUUAUAAUGCAAUGAUCUCUGGCUUUCUCCAUACGGAUGACAUAACUUGUAGUGAAGCCUUCAAGCUCUUCAUGGAUAUGCAAAGACAGGGGUUGAAACUCUCUCCAACGACGUUUUCAGCUGUGCUUAAAGCUUGUUGUAUCGGAAAAGCCUUGGAAUAUGGAAAGCAGAUCCAUGCUCUGAUAUGUAAGAAUAAUUUUCAGUCUGAUGAGUUCAUUGGUAGCGCUCUCAUUGAGCUCUAUGCGUUAAUGGGUUCACCUGAAGAUGGGAUGAGAUGCUUUGCUUCAACGUCGAAGCGAGAUAUCGCCUCGUGGACGUCUAUGAUUGAUUGCCAUGUCCAGAACGAGGAGCUUGUAAGUGCAUUUGAUAUGUUCAGACAACUUUGUUUGUCUUGUUUAAGACCAGAAGAGUAUACAAUCUCGCUUAUGAUGAGUGCUUGUGCUGAUUUUGCUGCAUUAAGCUCAGGAGAGCAGGUUCAGGGAUAUGCUAUAAAGAGUGGAAUCGAUGCUUUCACCAGCGUCAAGACCUCAAGCAUCUCUAUGUACGCAAAAUCAGGUAACAUGGCGCUCGCGAGUCAGAUAUUCUCCGAGGUCGAACGUCCAGACAUUGCAACAUACUCAGCUAUGAUCUCAUGUCUUGCGCAGCACGGUUUCGCUAGCGAUGCCUUAAACCUCUUUGAAACGAUGAAAACAUGUGGAUUCAGACCGAACCAGCAGGCGUUUCUCGCUGUUCUAAUAGCUUGUUGCCACGGAGGAUUAGUCACGGAAGGACUAAACUACUUCCAAGCCAUGUGGAACGAGUACAGGAUUAGCCCUAACGAGAAACAUUUCACUUGCAUCGUCGAUCUCUUAGGUAGAACAGGGAGGUUAUCAGACGCUGAGAGCUUGAUAUUGAGCUCAGGUUUUCAAAACCAUCCGGUGAUGUGGAAGGCGUUGUUGAGCUCUUGCAGGGUUUACAAGAACAGUGUGUUGGGGAGACGCGUUGCAGAGAGAUUGAUGGAGCUCGAGCCUGAAGGCUCUGGCUCGUAUGUUUUGUUACAUAAUAUCUACAACGAGUCUGGAGUUAAUUCUUGUGGUGAAGAGGUUAGAGAGCUGAUGAGAGAUAGAGGGGUUAAGAAAGAACCGGCUUUGAGCUGUAUUGUGAUUGGUAAACAAGCUCAUUGGUUUACGGUUUCUGAUUCUUCUCACUCGUCGAGUCAUAUGAUAUACGCGAUGCUGCAACAGCAGUUGGAUACUAUGAAUAGUGUAGACCAUGAGACUCUUGUUGAUGUUUGUUCUGUUACAUAGAGAGACUCUUGUUAUCUCCCCAGGGACAAGAACUCUCACCGUAGCUAGAUUGGUAACAAAAUUAAAGUUAGUUACACUUAAGUGGUUUAGUUCCAUUUGCUGCUAGGGAUCAAGUUAUAAAGUGGUUGUAGCACAUUGAUAAUACACAAAAUACUUCUCUUACGUCUCUCUUGUAGGAGGGUGAAUGUCUGAUUAUGAACAAAAAAGCAACCAAAGAUAUA
Messenger RNA from Eruca vesicaria subsp. sativa (arugula), 2459 nucleotides. Lineage: Eukaryota; Viridiplantae; Streptophyta; Magnoliopsida; Brassicales; Brassicaceae. The record is from the annotation of a GenBank genome assembly.